Messenger RNA from Rotaria sp. Silwood1, 1329 nucleotides. The record is from the annotation of a GenBank genome assembly. Lineage: Eukaryota; Metazoa; Rotifera; Eurotatoria; Philodinida; Philodinidae.
AUGCGUAAAGCAUGGAAAUUAUUGAAAAUAAUUCAUAUGUUUUGUAUUGGACAUGGAAUCCACAAUUUAUUAAUGGUUGAUUGUUUUCCUCGUUUAACUGGUGUUCCAGAUUUAUUAGAUAAAGUACAGAAGAUAAUCAAUAAACUUCGUUAUCGUCAACAUGAACUUGAACAAGAAUUUAUUCGAAUACAUGAUCAAAUAAAAAAUGAUUUAUUUGAAGUAAUAAAUAAGGCUGGUGAAGUAUUAGAUGCUGAUUUAGCAUUAUCAUAUGAUGAUAUAGAAGAUGUUGAUCAAUUGGACAACGAAAAAGAGAAUUAUGAAUUAGAAUUAUAUUCAAUCAAUGAUCAACGUUCAUCAAAAUUUGAUUAUUUAAAAAAAACAAAUACAACUACUAAUAAUUCUUAUGAGUUUCAUACUUUGAAAAAACGUGUUGUAACUCGCUGGAAUACAAUUUUGAUCAUGCUUCGUUCAUAUGAAUCCAAUAUACCUGGUAUUGAAAUUAUAUUACGUCGUUUAAAAUUAUUUCAUUUGAUUUUAACUCCCACUGAAAAUGAAGUUGUUCGUGAUUUAGUUGAUUUUCUUAGUUCAUUUGAAACAACCACAACUAUUCUUUCAGCAUCCAAAUCUUAUCCAACAAUGAGCUUAUGUUUAUUACUACGUAUUGAAAUUGAAUCAAUGUUGCAUUCAACAGGAACAGAAUCAUCAGUAAUUGAAGAAUUGAAACAUUUAUUUUCCGAAUAUUUAGAUACAAGAUUUCCAAUAACACCAUUAAAUAUAUGUGGUUUUUUACUUGAUCCAUCACAAUUAAAAUUUGAUAUUAAUCGUUAUUUAACUCAAAAUAAAACAACAAAAGAAAAACUUUUGUUGGAUAUGAUUAAAAAAUUUAAAAUUGAUCAUGCUUCACAUGCAAAUACAAUACAAAAUAUUCAUAAAUCAUCAAUGUCUUCAUCUGCAACUACAUCAGAAACAUCAUCUCAUAUGAAACGUAACUUAUCGGUGGAAUAUAUGUGUGAAUCUGCACAUAAUAUGAAGAAACUUAGGGAUAAUUUAAUCCAAAAACAUACACCAUUGCUUAUAAUCAGUCUUGAUCCUAUUGUUGCUGAAAUUGAUAGUUAUAUAAAACUUGCUCAAAUUAUUUUAGGAAUACCAGUAACAUCUACACCUAGUGAAGAAGUCUUUUCUACCACGGGAUUAAUUUUAAAUGCGAAACGAACAGCAUUAGCACCGGAAAAUGUUGGUAAAAUACAAAUGAUUCACGACAACUAUGAAUUACUUAAAAAAAUUAAUAUAUUUUUUUUGUUUUUUUUAUCAUUAUUACGUUUUUUGUGA